Molecule: messenger RNA, 870 nt
Organism: Bradysia coprophila
Lineage: Eukaryota; Metazoa; Arthropoda; Insecta; Diptera; Sciaridae
Product: protein VAPYRIN-like
Source: RefSeq, a predicted model, not a curated record
AGAUUGCUGUAGAUUUCUUUCAUUUUUGCUUGCAUUUUCGUCAAACUCAGACACUGUUUCGGAUUUUCUGUGAAUAUUCAAUUUUCCUUCAAUUCUGUCAAUUCCAGUCAAUUCUGUUUAUUCUUUAAUAAAAGUGUAAUAUUCCAGCGACUUUCAAAGAAACUGAAUCAUUGCGUUACAAUGCAGCUUUUGUUCAGAAUUUGUGUGCUGACUUGUUGCAUUCUAGCAGGUGCGAAUGUGGUUCCAUCAGACGAGGCGUUAAUAGCAACAACAGGAACGCCAACAACCACCAUUUCCCCUGAACAAAUCAAACUGGAUGAAGAUUUAAUUGCAAAGGCAAGACGAGGUAACUUGAAUGCUGUCAAAAAUCUCAUCGAAAGAGGAGCAAAUAUCAAAGCCACAGAUUAUGCUCAAUGGACUGCAUUGCACGUGUCUGCUUUUUGGGGUCGAUUGGAGGUUGUCAAAUAUCUUGUUGAAUAUGGGGCUGACAUCGAAGCCAGAUCAGAUCAAGGAGAUACUGCUUUGCAGCUGGCAGCUGGGGGAGCACAAUUUCAUGUUAUCAAAUAUCUUGUUGAACAUGGAGCAGACGUAAAUACUAGAGACGAAGAUGGAAACUCACCUCUGGAUAUGUCGAUAAUACUUGUAUCACUUGGACGGGGAAGCACUGUUAUAGUAAGAUGGUUGAAAGACACCGGAGGAAAAAUAUUCACUAAAAAGGCCGAAUACAAUCAAAUAUUCGGUAACUGAAUAUUGAAUCUGUUGAGCUCGCUUCCUUUGAACGCCCUAACUUUAUAAUCAGUCAAAAAUCCGUAAAGGGUGAAGGUGACGCAAGUCAUUAUGUCUUCAUUUACAAGAUAACUGAUAUCGUUG